CGCCCAGGUGGGGCAGGUGGGGAGCGUGGGCUCAGGUGUGUUCUGCGGCAGGGGAAGCGAUUGCUUUCUGGCCGGCGCAGGCGGAGUAAAACGGACCCUUGGCCUCAGGAUCCAGCUCUGGGAAGCUGGCUUUGUCUCUCAGACGCUGCCUCGGAGGAAGGCCAUGGAAGGGGAAGGGUUAAGAAACUUCAAAGAACUUCAAGCCAAAUUUCAAGAGCUUGAUACACCAUCUCUUCCAAGACCUAUUAAAUUCCCAGCAGGUGUUUCUCAAAAGGGUGACAUUGGAAGCAAACCGUCCACAAAGACUUUGGCAAGUGAGAGACCCCUCUCAUCCAACCUCAGUCAGUCCCCACCCAGUUGUGCCAGUGGUGACCCCCAGCCUCUUAAACACCAGAAAGUAAAGUUGGCUCAGAAGAGCGAGAUUCAGAAAUGUUCUAAUUCCCUAGGAACUCUGGGAGGCCCUUCUGGUUCUGCAGUAAAUUCACAGACAGUCUCCCUGCUGUUAGAUGUGAACCAGUCAAAUGCUGAGAAAAACAGUAAGAAGAAAGCAAUGGUGAACAAUAGCUUCCGAGACAAGCUCUGGAACUGGGAGGUUUUAUCUCAGAAAAGCGAGAUGGCAUCAGCCUUUCUCCCCACCAACUGCAGAAGCCGGGCCUCCCAUCUGGAAGAGCAGAAAAGCAUGGCAUUUACGCUAGAGGAGCCCAGGAAAAAGCUGGAAAUAAAAGGAACCCAGACCCUCCCUUCCCAGAGGUGCUUGAUGGCCCAAAGAAGAUUCUGUGCCACCUCUGAAGAGCCCACCAUUCGACUUUCUCAACAUGGCAGGAAGAGCAGAGACAUCCCCAGUCCAGAGAGGAGCCCAACUGAGAAUACCUGCCACCCCACCUAUGACAAUGAGCUCAACAGCCAGGCCCCAGAGAAACAGCCGGAUGUUAGGCACUCAUGCCUUCCCAAGACCAAGCCACUGCCUUCUCUCAAGUCCCUGGGUCCUCCUCCCCCCAAACCGCCAAAGCCCCCGGGUGUGAACCUCCAGGCCUUCUGGAGCCAGGCAGCUGCUGCUUCUGAGACCCACAGGGAAGCAGCUGGGGAAGAAGACGACCUACCUCCAGAGAGUGCUGAAUUUGAAGAACCACAUAAUUACGAGACAACAAUUUCCUAUCUGAGACACUCUACCGACUCCAUUAACCUGUGCACCGCAAAAGAAAUUGCUGAUUCAACGUAUGAAGUCAGAAUUGAAGAACUCCAAAAGCCUUGGAAGAAUUUUCUCCACCAAGAACCUAGCCCCAAAGAUGAAGACGAAGAUAAAAAAGUGAAGGACAAAGAUCCAUGUGACUUGGAACAUCAAAAAGCGGAAAAGGAACUACAUUCAGACCAUCUUUUCAAGGUGGAUGCCUGUGAAGGGACACCUGGAAAAACCCAGAUGGAGAAAGUCCACAGAGGUAAGAAGACCAUGCUGGCCGGGAAGGAGGGCCCUGGGACUGACAUCAUCCAGACAAAGACCUGUCCGGUGGACCCCAAGCUGGCCCGGCACUCCCAAGGCCACUGUGGGUAUGUGAAGGCCUUGGAGAUGACUAAAGAAACUCCAGGCCCAGGAGCCUUUAGGUCAAGUUCCAUUUCAGAGACGUAUGAUGAUGUUGAGUGCCCGAGGAGAGAGGGAUCAAAGUCAGACUUCUCUAGCUCAUUCACCUCAGAUAAUGAAGAAAAUAGUGAAGAAAUGUAUGAGAAUGUCUACAAAACAAAGAGCAACUACCCAACAAUAGAUUUAGAUGGAAAAGAAGCACUUAAAAGACUGCAGAGAUUCUUCAAGAAAGAAAAGGACAGAUUUAAAAUGAAGAAAACCAAGUCAAAAGAAAAUAUAAGUGCAUUUUCCGUUUCGCUGCCUGAUUUAGAACUUAGGUCUCAGGAAGUUAUUAUCUAUGAUGAUGUGGACGUAAAUCAAAAAGAGUCGAAUGAUGAAGAUAAACAAAAAACUUGGAAGCCCAAGUUUUUGAUAGCAAAGGAAAAAAAAGAGAAAAAAGGUACUGAAGAAUCAAAAAGCUUAUCUCCUAAGAAUUUCUUCAAAAUCAAGAAGCAAAACUUAGAAAAGAACAGAGUGGAAAAAGAAGAAAAACUUUUUAGAAAAAGAUUUGAGUACGACAAAGAGAUUACUGUCAUCAACACAGCAGUGGCAUGUUCCAAUAAUUCAAGAAAUGGGAUAUUCGACUUGCCAAUAACCCCUGGAGAAGAACUGGAAGUCAUAGACAUCACUGAAGAAAACCUAGUGAUAUGUCGCAAUUCUAAAGGCAAAUAUGGAUAUGUGUUAAUUGAACAUCUAGAUUUCAAGCACCAAAGUUGGUCACCUUAGGAAGACCAAGAUCAGAUGGUCUGGGCUGCACAAUUGAGAACUGCUCCUAAGGUCUCAGUCCUGGCCUCGUAUCAGUUUACAUGUCAGUGUGAGAUGAUGGAAAUGUUCGUGACGAGCCGAGAACAGAAAAACGAAUCUUCCAUAUUUAGAUCUUGGUUUUACUCCUAAACGGUUAUCUUUCACUGUCUAUUUCAGUAUCUAGUUCACUGCUGGCUCAAGAGAACGUGAAACAGUGUGUGUGGGCAUUUGAGCACUUGUUUAAUGAGCCAUGUCCAAAGUUAGAAAUCUCGCCUUUAUGGCACCUCGUCAGCUGUGCAGAUGGUUAGUUUGCUUCUAAUAUUAGUACACAAAUGUUUAUAAUUUUUAGAUGAUGUCAUGCAUUUAAAUUUGGUAUAAUUUAAUUCUGAAAAGUAAAGAAAGUGUAAGUCUUUUAAAUACUCCAAUUUAAGGUAUGAUCCUAAAAUCAAUGUAUAAAUGUCCUUACGCUUUAUCACAAAACUAGACUCAGACAAAUGCUGCUCAAAAUUGGUUUCUUUAGGAAUAGUAUGCUGAAAAGCAGGUUUAUUCCUAAAUUCACCCAAUAUUUUAAAAA
Phacochoerus africanus (Common warthog) is the source of this 2933-nucleotide messenger RNA. It is a transcript of the gene FYB2, whose product is annotated as FYN binding protein 2. Gene Ontology annotation, cellular component: plasma membrane. Lineage: Eukaryota; Metazoa; Chordata; Mammalia; Artiodactyla; Suidae. Gene Ontology annotation, molecular function: protein binding. The transcript is spliced from 20 exons. The record is from RefSeq and is a predicted model, not a curated record. The coding region runs from base 164 to 2341 and encodes 725 amino acids. Gene Ontology annotation, biological process: integrin-mediated signaling pathway; protein localization to plasma membrane; T cell receptor signaling pathway.